AACUGAGGAAUGUUAUGCUCGAAUCGACGAGGUAUUUGCAGAGUGCGGCAUGGAAUCUCUGCCGAUGGUCGAAGUUCACUCCGCUCACGGAUAGAGUCCAGAGACUGGCGUGGAAUACGCUCAAUAUUACGCAGCCAUUCGCCUUUGAAGCCACUUGUAACUACUUGUGGAAUGGUACGAUCGUACCGUAUCCUCAGCACGACCGGGAGGCCUUCGACCUCGUUGGCGAUCUUGAGAACACUAGAGUCAUCAAGUUCAGACUGAAGAAGACUCUCAAUAGUGGGGCAACUGUGUCGAUCCUUAAGCGUGCCGUUGCACGGCGGUUUUUCGACGAGAAUCGCAUGGUUAUGGUGUUCCAGAUCUUCUCUGAAGGUGAGGGGAUGUUCAGCGGAAUGGAUACGGAUGAAACCUCGUAG
This is a messenger RNA of Phytophthora nicotianae INRA-310, 416 nucleotides long. RefSeq lists its product as hypothetical. The coding region runs from base 15 to 416 and encodes 133 amino acids. The record is from RefSeq and is a predicted model, not a curated record. The transcript has a single exon. NCBI's taxonomy places the organism in Eukaryota, Oomycota, Peronosporomycetes, Peronosporales, Peronosporaceae.